Messenger RNA from Mycena indigotica, 1677 nucleotides. RefSeq names its product Glutamate decarboxylase. Gene Ontology annotation, cellular component: cytosol. The transcript has 16 exons. Gene Ontology annotation, biological process: L-glutamate catabolic process. Gene Ontology annotation, molecular function: pyridoxal phosphate binding; glutamate decarboxylase activity. The record is from RefSeq and is a predicted model, not a curated record. Bases 1 to 1677 code for a protein of 558 amino acids. NCBI's taxonomy places the organism in Eukaryota, Fungi, Basidiomycota, Agaricomycetes, Agaricales, Mycenaceae.
AUGUCUCUCUCCAAGCACAUCAACACCGACCGUCUUCUCGAAGCUGCUCGCGACAAAAGACCUGGCUCUCAUUUCACCUCUCUGACGAAUCAAAGCCACCAAACAUCGCUCUCACAUGCGUAUGGCGCUCGAUACGGUACCCAACCGGUUCCCAAAUUCCAGAUUCCCAGCAAAGGGAUCGACCCCGAUGCUGCCUACCAACUCAUCCACGACGAGCUGGCUCUUGAUGGCUCCCCCGUCCUGAAUCUUGCUUCCUUUGUGCACACCUGGAUGCCUCCAGCGGCCGACAAGCUCAUGAUCGAGAAUAUGAGCAAGAAUCUCAUUGAUAGCGACGAAUACCCAAUAACUCAGAUAAUUCACAAUCGAUGCGUAUCAAUUCUGGCGGAUAUGUGGCAUGCUCCAUCUUCUAAGAAUGCUAUCGGAACAGCAACGACAGGGUCGUCUGAGGCUAUCCAGCUUGGUGGCCUGGCAAUGAAGCGAAUCUGGCAAGAAAAGCGCAAAGCAGCUGGAAAGAGUAUCCACGAACCUGGUCCCAAUAUAGUCAUGGGCUCUAACGCGCAAGUCGCGCUCGAGAAAUUCGCCCGGUAUUUUGAUGUGGAGUGCAGAUUAGUCCCGAUUUCUGUCGAAUCCAACUAUCGACUUGACCCAAAAAAGGCUAUGGAGUAUGUCGACGAAAAUACAAUUGGUGUAUUUGUUAUACUUGGGUCGACGUAUACGGGACAUUAUGGUCGAGUCUAUCCCAUACCAGCAAUUUGCGCCGGUCUCACGUUCAGAGUAGAACCCGUGAAGGAAAUGUCAGAUCUUUUGGACGAGUACGAGGAGAAAACUGGCAACUAUUGGAUGGCGCGUCAGGGGGGUUUUGUCGCACCCUUCGCCACGCCCAAGCUAUUAUGGGACUUCAAAAUCCCCCGGGUCGUUAGUAUCAACACUUCUGGCCACAAAUUUGGUUUAGCAUAUGUUGGGGUUGGCUGGGUCGUGUGGAGGGAUAAAGAGCAUCUCCCGAAAGAUCUCAUUUUCGAAUUACACUACCUGGGGAGCGUGGAGUACAGCUUUUCGCUCAAUUUUAGUCGCCCUGCAGCUCCCAUCAUCGCUCAGUAUUUCAACUUCCUCUCGCUGGGAUUCGAAGGCUAUCGUUCCGUCGCUCUGAACGAUCUCAAGAAUGCGCGUUUACUUUCCCGAGCGCUGGAGAACAGCAAGUACUAUACCGUGCUCAGCGACAUCCAUCGUCCUGAACCCGCACGCUCUAUGGGAGCAACCAUUAAAGCUGUCGUCGACGCCGAUGAUGUCGAAUCCUUUUGCGCUGGAUUGCCCGUGGUAGCAUUCCGUUUCUCCGACAGCGUCAAAGAUGAGUACCCGGAAGUAUCUCAGAAAUGGAUACAAACUUUGCUCCGUGCCAAAGGCUGGAUUGUUCCGAACUAUGAGCUUGCGCCAGAUUUGCAGACUGUCGAAAUUCUCCGGGUUGUGGUCAGGGAAAGUAUGACUGAAACGCUGGUUGAGCGUCUGGUCAACGAUUUGAUCGAAAUCACUGAAGAUUUGUUGAAGCGGGACUCUUCCUCGCACUCGCUCGAUAUGCUAGGAUCUGUCCAUUCAGAGCACCAUUCCCAUGAACAAGUUCACGGCAGAUUGGAUGCUGGGCAUGGAAGCACUUCAUCGGGAACGUAUGCAAAAACUUGUUGA